GCGAUGAGCGCCUCGGGGCCCGCGUGCGCCGUGGGGGAGCCGGCGGCGGCGCGGCCCGCGCGGUCCCUGCUGCGGCACGUGCAGCUGGAGAACCUGGCGGCGGGGCUGAGCGGCGGCGUCAUCUCCACUCUGGUGCUCCACCCGCUCGACCUAGUCAAGAUCCGCUUCGCAGUAAGCGAUGGAUUGGAGCUGAGGCCAAAAUACAAUGGGAUUCUCCACUGCAUGACCACUGUCUGGAAACAUGAAGGACUACGAGGCUUGUAUCAAGGGGUAACUCCAAACAUGGUGGGAGCAGGGGCUUCCUGGGGACUUUACUUUUUCUUUUACAAUGCCAUCAAAGCUUACAAGAAGGAGGGGAAGCUGGAAAGUCUCAGUGCAACCGAACACCUAGUGUCAGCUGCAGAGGCUGGAGCCAUGACUCUUUGCAUUACAAACCCAAUAUGGGUAACGAAGACGCGACUUGUGCUACAAUACAACGCUGGUGUUGACCCCUCAAAACGGCAAUACAGAGGAAUGUUUGAUGCUCUUAUGAAGAUACACAAGAGGGAGGGCAUACGUGGUUUGUACAAGGGAUUUGUGCCUGGUUUGUUCGGAACUUCACAUGGAGCACUUCAGUUCAUGGCCUAUGAGGAUCUGAAGCUGAGAUACAACAAGUACAGAAACAGAGGAUCAGACACAAAAUUGAACACUGUGGAAUACAUAACGAUGGCAGCUGUAUCCAAAAUAUUCGCUGUGUCAGCAACAUACCCCUAUCAGGUUGUGCGAGCUCGUCUUCAGGAUCAGCAUAACGUGUAUUCUGGCGUGUUUGAUGUGAUCCGCAGGACGUGGAGGAAAGAAGGAAUUCAUGGAUUUUACAAAGGAAUUAUCCCCAAUGUGAUCAGAGUGACUCCUGCCUGUUGUAUUACCUUUGUUAUUUAUGAAAAUGUGUCUGGUUUUCUACUUGGUUUUAGAAAGGAAAAUAAUUAAAGGUAUGACCUUGUGUUCAUAAGGAAUCUAUCCUCUAUUUUCUAUAUUUAUGAUCUGGGAGAGAUUUAAUUCGGCAGUCUUUUUUGACACUGUGCAUUGAGCUAGUAUUUUGAGGAAAGAACCUGGAGACAGUAAAACCCUGCCAACAUCUCUUCUGCUGGGUUUUCUUGUGUUGCUGCCUUACUCUCUGCAUCAGCUGCUUCUGCAUGAAACAGAUAUCUCUGCAACUGUGAAAUAACAGCACUGUGACUGGGUGAAGGCAGCUGUGUAGCAGUUCAGUUCUUCCUGGCCUGCCUGGAAUAACAGACUCAUCUGUUUUGACAAGUCUCAAAGUGACAGUUGGUCAGAUUCUACUCCUGCAGAAGUGGAAAACUUCCCAUAAAAGCAGCUCUGGGGUCUGUCAAAACUU
This is a messenger RNA of Colius striatus (speckled mousebird), 1375 nucleotides long. It is a transcript of the gene SLC25A32, whose product is annotated as solute carrier family 25 member 32. Gene Ontology annotation, molecular function: folic acid transmembrane transporter activity; FAD transmembrane transporter activity. Lineage: Eukaryota; Metazoa; Chordata; Aves; Coliiformes; Coliidae. The transcript is spliced from 7 exons. The record is from RefSeq and is a predicted model, not a curated record. Gene Ontology annotation, cellular component: mitochondrion. Gene Ontology annotation, biological process: folate import into mitochondrion; nucleotide transport. The coding region runs from base 4 to 966 and encodes 320 amino acids.